Stylophora pistillata is the source of this 5099-nucleotide messenger RNA. Its product is annotated as voltage-dependent L-type calcium channel subunit beta-1. Lineage: Eukaryota; Metazoa; Cnidaria; Anthozoa; Scleractinia; Pocilloporidae. Gene Ontology annotation, cellular component: voltage-gated calcium channel complex. The record is from RefSeq and is a predicted model, not a curated record. Gene Ontology annotation, biological process: calcium ion transmembrane transport. Gene Ontology annotation, molecular function: voltage-gated calcium channel activity; protein binding.
ACAGCAGAAUGUUUUUACUGCUUUAAAUUCACUUUUCCAUCAGAGAUAUUUCAUCAUAAAGGGCCACUAAGCUGCUGGGAGAAUUUUUGAGCAGGCAGCCGGUGGAGUGUGUAUUUCUCGGUGUGGAAAAAUUCUGCUCAGAAGGAGUUUCAACGUUGCCUUUGUAAAAUUGAUUCAGGAAAACAUUUCACUUGCACUUGAGGGGAAGAGGUGACAUUCUCUGACAUAAGCCUUGUUCUUUUGCUGCAAUCCUGUUCUUUGUUCUUGACUAAUCAUGGAUGUUGAAAGAGAUUAUUACCGAACAUCUGAUACCAGCAGCAUAGAGGAGGAGAGAGAGAUUUCACGACGGGACCUACAGAGGAGGGCCCUGGAAGCCUUGGAGGCAGCUCGAUCCAAACAGGUUGCAUUUGCUGUGAGAACUAACAUUCCCUAUGAUGGAAGUGCCGAUGACGAUUCGCCAGUUCACGGAGCGGCUGUGUCAUUUGAAGCAAAAGACUUUCUUCAUGUUAAAGAGAAAUUUAACAAUGACUGGUGGAUCGGGAGAGUAGUGAAAGAAGGCUGUGAUAUUGGCUUUAUUCCCAGUCCAAGCAAGUUAAAUUCCCUCCAGCAGCUGGGCUUGAGUGGUUCGGGGGGAAGUAGAAGUAAAACGAGUCAGAGUAGGUCUGGUAGCGUUUUCCAGUUUGAAGGAAUGAUGAAUCAAGCCCAGUCUCCUACAAAUACUUCACCGUCAAGACAAUCAUCCACGUCGGGGCAGAUUGAUAAUGAAAAUGGACUAGAAUAUGACGAGGAACAAAGUCCUUCCAGUCCGACGCCGAAAUCAUUGCCAAGAUCCGCGUCGGGUACAACGGUAUCUUCACAGGGAACCCAGAGUGGAAAAACAAAAAAACCUUUCUUUAAAAAGCAACAGGAACAAUUCUCUCCUUAUGACGUUGUGCCCUCCAUGAGACCUAUUGUGUUACUUGGGCCUUCUUUGAAAGGCUACGAGGUCACAGACAUGAUGCAGAAAGCUUUAUAUGAUUACAUGAAACACAAGUUCUCGGGAAGAAUAACAAUAUCACGUGUCAAUGCUGAUAUAACCUUGGCUAAAAGGUCGACUCUAUCAAACCCGAGCAAGAGUAAGCUUAUGGAAAGACCAAACAGUAAAGCUUCGGGACUUGCUGAAGUACAGGUUGAGAUUGAAAAGAUAUUCGAAUUGGCUCGAGGGCUUAACUUGGUUGUGUUAGACUGUGAAACUAUUAAUCAUCCAACUCAGCUCUUCAAGACGUCGUUAGCUCCUCUGCUUGUCUACAUCAAAAUUAACUCCCUCAAGGUCUUACAAAGGCUUAUAAAAACACGAGGCAAAUCUCAGUCUCGGAAUCUCAACGUACAGCUUGUGGCAGCUGAAAAAUUAGCACAGUGUGGUGAUGAUUCUUAUGACCUUGUUCUGGAUGAAGCACAGCUUGACGAUGCUUGUGAUCACUUGGGCGAGUUCCUUGAGAGUUACUGGCGGGCAACACAUCCACCGAAUCAACCAGGCAGCAGGCUGCCGAAUGUCCAGGCGUCCCCAUCAAGUCAACAGUAUAACACAGUGGACUCUAACGAAAGACCGAGUGUCUACCUGUGACAUCUCCCAUGGUGCCUUUCGGUGAAACUCUAUUUUGCCCAAGCACGAUGGGACAGAAUUUACUACCCACGUUGCAUGUCGUGCAAAUGAGCCUCUGUUUAUUCAUGGCCGUUGGGGAAAAUAAACUCUUAGUCCAUUGAAAAUACCGACAUUUCACAAUACGGACCAAAGCAAAACUCAUGGCGAAAACAUUGUUCAAGUGUACAGUGAAUGAGUUGUACCUGGUUCAUUCACAAUAAUUGGGUCAAGAAACUCUUGAUGAGACUUACAUGUACAAUGAAUUACGUUGAGGUGAUGAGGCAAAUGUCGUUAUAUUCACGCUGUUUUGCUUUGAGAAGGAUGGAUGGAGGGAGCCUGGAAACGAAAUACAUCGUUACAUUGCAAGUUCCAAGUAUUUUAAGUCAUUUAUUGAUAGUUAGUGAACAAAGCAGCCGUGGAAUACUUAAGAAAGAAAAAAGUCUCUACAAAUUGCUGCCGAAAAGUGCCGCCAGUGAUGCGACAAAGUAAGUUGUAGCUUUUCAAGGGUGAAAUAGCCGGUGAAAGUAGCUGUGCCGAUUUGCUUGAAGUUGUUGUGCUUCGUUUUCAACCUGUACAGGUUGGACUGGAGUCAUACGCUUUUGUCUACAAAACGCCACCACCCACCCCUCCCGUAGAAUUUUCUUUAUCGUCAAGCUAAUUUGGAGACCUCCUUCCCAGGGCUCUCGUUGUCUUCCUUCCCAAAGGUUAGGAAGAAGAGAGAGGCCUUCGGAAUAAGGUUGAGAUGUCAGACAGUUACUUCUUAUUCGUCUUUUUUGGAGGUAAAAUUCCGCUUUUAAAGUGACUGCUUCUUGUAAGCUGGCUUUUGCUGCAUCAAUGUUUUAUUCAGCGAUAGGAGGAAGAUGGUUUUGUUGUCGGCUGAUAAAAGAUGCUAUUUGCGAUGUACCGUGAAAGAGUUAAUGCUCUUUGUCGAGAAAGUGGUGUUAACUUUUCGAAGCAUUAAGGCUUUGGCCGAUUUCACACCUCAACGAAAUCCUUUUAAAUACACUGGCCUAGAUAGAAGAAAGCUUAACAUUUUGUAAAGUAUAUUGCAAUAUUUGCGUCGAAAUUGCGACUUUUCUCCUCCCUUUAUUAGGAAAGUGUUCCUCGAUGUAGUUUAGCAGUAGUUGGGAAGAAAUAUCAAUUAUUUAGUGAAAAAGAAACAUAUCUGGCUAAGAGCCAUGUUAUCAGUACAGUAUAAGCUAUUUUAUAUUGUUUUAAGAAACCAAUGUGGUACCCAACCUACUUAACAAUGAAAUUUGCACUUAUUUGUUUUUUUGUAACAUAGCAUUUUUCUUGCGAAGAUAUCAUCGCAAUUUUUUUAUAACUAGCGGAAAUUUAGUGAAUAGUAAGAAAUUGAUAAAGAGCUCAAGGCAGAAAGACUGGUCCGAAGUAAGUUGCUUUUCUUCUGUGUUGUGUAUGCCUCGUCUCGUGGAGAAUUUAUAAAUUGGCCGCCAAAUCCCCUUUCAGUUUAAGCAAACGUUGAUUCAAUAUUUUUUAUCAAAUUGUGAUUUCAUACCUCCAUUGCUAACAUGUUUUGCUGCUAAUUCAAUUGCUUCAGGUAGUAUCAGGGGUGAAUAUAGUAAGCAAUCAGGAAACCGUAUUUUGCACAUGUGAUCAAAACGGACCAAUCCCGAUGUCUUGUUUUCGCGUCCUCAGAAGAACUUAUUUUGAUUUGUUCUCUUUGAUCACGCGUGCCAAGUAAGGCUCUUUGAUUGGCUCUUUGUGUACUCAUCAUGCUUCGGUUAUUAUAAAUGGUGCAUUGCUGAAAUGUCACCACCGUAAGUUAAUAAUUCAGAGUUUCAAAUUACGAACCUUCAAAUUUUUUUUUUUUUUUAUUAAGGCAAAUUGCUUCGUGCGGGUGUUCAUUGCAUAGCGGCUUUGGUUAGAAAUAAUGCUAGAAGAUAAACUUAUUUUUAAAAGAAUUGCUUAAUGUAGGGAAAGCAUGACAUAUUGUACAGGUAUUUGAGUGCAGACACGUAAUGAAAGCUGGGCUUUUUUAAUUUGAAUGUCGAGGCGUGCGUGAAAGUAUUCUUCUGGUUGUAAAUUGUCUAUCGCUGCCGCUCUGUAUAUUUAGAUCAGUAGUAAUUCUUGGCCACUGGUAGUUUUUUAUAAUCAUGGGAGCAAGCUCUCUUUUAGUUGAAGUUUCCCCAGUUUUGAACGUAUCUUGUAAACGCUAAUACAUGAUUUCAGGUUUUCUGUGAUAGAUUGUGAUAGACAGAAGGAAAUCAAGAUAGUCGGAAUUGGGAUUACGAUUUUCCCUUGCGUUAUAAGAGAAAGGCAUUAUUUGAAUGAUAAUUCUUAGCGAAGUAAGACGAUGUAGACAUUUUACCUCUCACAUAGUAUCGCGGAGGCGAAACAGAGAGCCGCGGCACUUAUUUGAGAAAGAACUGUUCAAUUUGCCGUUAUUCUUUCCAAGUUUAUGAGAUUUGUUAGUACGCAAGCCUUAUGUUGCCAAUAAGCUUUUCUGUUGCAUUUGUGAUGUAUUAUUGGUAUCUUUUGGAUCUUCCUAAAGAUGUUAAAUCUCUUAACUGUAUCAAUUUCAAAGUUUUGGAGCGGCCUAGUUAUAACUUAAGCUAAGGUAAACAAACAAAAAGGUAUUGAUAUCGAAUAAGAAUAUAAGUAUGGGCCUCGCUGCGCGGCGCGAGCUCCGCUUUUACUACGAGGUGUGAAUAUUUUCCCGUCGUCUAACUUAUUAGUGUCAUGUGUUUCAAUACCAAUUCAUGGUUCGUUUGUUUCGACCAUUGAAAGAAUCUUCGAUAUGAGAUUUCGCUCUUUUUUAACAGGUUUUCUUUAGCACUUUUUUUUUUCAAAUUUUAUUCUAGUUGUUUUUGUUAUCUUUUGGUCUUCGUCAGUGGUUUAGGCGACGAUUUAUCGCGUUUUGAUUAAUAGCAGUGAAUACAUUACCGCUUAUAAUAAUACAUAAGGUAAAUUUUGUUCUUUGGUUUUUCCUCAUCGGUUUAUGUUGUAAGUCUUCAUAUGAACCCUUUAACUCUGAUGAUCUGAUUUUUCCCCUCAGUACUUGCAGCUGUACAUGUUGUCGUAUAUCAGUUGAGAGAAUUUGAUGUUGGAUCAAUACACUACUUGAUACAUCCGUCCAGACUCACCGUUUGAUAUCUGAAAAAUUUGUUGAAAAUUUGGAAUGAAGUGAUACGUUUUAAAAUCACCUCUCGGAGUUAAGGGUCAAAAAAAUUUUAGAUCUAUAAUUUCGGUUCUUAGACGCUAGCUUUUACUCCUAACGUUAACCAGGAUUAUUAAGAGUGGAUAUCUCUUAUCAAUUUGGAAUAUUUAAAUACAGCACAUUUCCUUCGAAAGCUGGUCACUAAAGUGUCCAAUUUUGUUUUCGUUAGAGUUAGGAUUGAUAACUAGAUUAUUUUACUGAUUAUUUUAUAUUAUUGCUCUGCCUUAUUAUGAAGCAAUUUGGUUCUCUGUGGCAAAGUGCAAUGCCCAACAGUGAUUUGUAAAUAAAUUUUCAACUCUA